This is a messenger RNA of Hydractinia symbiolongicarpus, 2746 nucleotides long. RefSeq lists its product as uncharacterized. Bases 100 to 945 code for a protein of 281 amino acids. NCBI's taxonomy places the organism in Eukaryota, Metazoa, Cnidaria, Hydrozoa, Anthoathecata, Hydractiniidae. The transcript is spliced from 4 exons. The record is from RefSeq and is a predicted model, not a curated record.
GAAUAGACUGCGCGAGUAUUUGAUGUGCGUGGGAUAUUCUAUUCACAAUGUGCGAGAAAAUUAGAUUACGCGAAACUAACAAAAACGAAUAACUCGUGUAUGGUGGCCCAUGGCUGCCAUGCAAAAAAAAUAAACAAAUAUCAAAACAAUUUCAUUUCAAUUUCAAAUCGAACUCAUCUUAAUUUCAAAUCAAAAUUGAAAUCAAAUCAAAAUAAAUUUACUUCGUUUAAAUUCGAUUUAAAAGUAAAAGUUGCUCUUUGGUUGCGUGUAUGGGAUUCAAAUUCCAAACCAGAAUUGAUCGGUAAAUGGUAUUUAGAGCACUUAUGUAAAACAAACAUCAUCCCUGCAUAUAUUCGCAUCGACAAGGGAACAGAAACUGGCGUUAUGGCCACAAUGCAAUCAUACUUGAGAAGAAAUUGCGAAGACCUUGACGAUCCCACUGAAUCAGUGUGCUAUGGACCAUCAACUUCAAAUCAAAUUGAACGUUGGUGGAAAGAGCUCCACGAGAGACUUGAGAAAUAUUUCAAGGAUGGAUUACAAUGGCUGAAAGAAGAAAGACAUUAUGACCCACAUAAUGAAGCAGAUAGGAAUAUUAUGAAGUACGUUAUGAUACCACUUAUCCAGAGAGAAUUGGACGAAUUUCGAGAAAUCGUGUGGAACACUCAUCGCAUAAGGAAACAAAAAAAUACCAUUUUGCCUGAUGGUAUACCAAACCACAUAUACGAUUUUCCACAAGAAUAUGACUUAUUGGAAUGUGGUUUUCCUGUGAACGACAAAGAGCUGGAAGAUGUAGCAGACUUAUCAAAUGUACUGAGUGAAACAACUGAAGAUUACAUUGAUGAAGCAUUCAGAAAUAAAUGUCAAAACAUACUGCCAGAUCCUGCAAAAAUCUCCGCAACCAAAUAUGUAGAGUCUUAUUUACUGUUGAAAAAUAACAUUACAUAACUUUAUCAAUGUUGUGAAGAAAUUUUUGCUAUGUGACAAAAAUUGUUACAUGCGUGCUGAGCGAAAAAGUUUUCCUUUGCAAGCGUAGAUAAGUUCCCCAUUCAAAACAAAAGUUCGUCAUUUUCAUCAUAGCUACUUUUCAUAGUAGCAAUUUCAGGAUCAUAUAAUGUUAACCCCGAACCUUGUAUGUCCACCAGCAUAAGUGUUUCCUUGGAUUUCACAUAAGAAAAAUGAGUUAAACACUCUGCCAUUUCUUGGUUAAACAAAAUAUUUCCAGGCGAUAUACUUCCAUCCUUAUUUAUAUAUUUACUGAACUCCCCAUCUACGUAUCCUUCUAUUGUCACAAUUUCUGAUUCGACACCAAGUCUUCCGAAUGAUGCUGUAUUGUAUAACAUCUUGGGCCCAAUAUAACCACCUUCAAAGAGUGCUUCACUGAGUUGCAAGGCAAAAUUUGCAGCUAAAGCAUGCAUUUGGACAGCUUUUCGUGCAUGACAUUCAGAACUUUCCUUUAUUUGUUUCAAAUCGUCAAGGCUGCUUUCUAAAUAUCGUUUGAUGACAAACUUUUUUUCACUUUUCGAUCCACUCAUUUUCCCAAAAUAUGCUGCUCUAAACCCACCAGUAGCAAAUGGAUUUUCUUCAACAGUUAUGUAAUGCUUUUCUGGCAGAGUCCAUGACAUCGUUUUUAUAGAAAAAUCACACAUUUCCACUUGUUCACUACUGCCAUUAUAUUUGGUUAUCACUUUUCCCAGUUUCAUCAUCGUAGAAACUUUUAAACUUUUGGCUACAGAAAUCGACUUUGCUGGAAGUUUACGUGAUUUCAAGACUUGAGGCAAAGAUCGUGAUACUACUGAUGAACUUGCUGUUAAAGAAUUGAUACUUGGUUUGUACGUUCCCGUUCCAGUUGUUGCACUUGAGGUGGUCUGUGAUUCAAUGUGGUCUUUGAUGAAUCUGAUGUUAAUGACUUUGAGAUUUGAAAGAUGACUCAUUUUAGUGCAUGAUGGACCUCUGUCACUUGCUAAUAUGUCGCAAGUCAUACCAGCUGGUAAUCUGUCUUUAAAAUAUUUGUUACAGGCUUGUUUGAUGUUUGGUAUGGUUACUUCUUCAAAUGCGAACUCCACAAAUUCUUGUGGGCCAGUUCGUUCGUAUUUUUUUGCCUUACCACUAGUGUCACUUUCUAGGGGCUGUACAGUUAAUUCGUUAGUUGUUAAUAUGUGACUUCCAGCUGAUUCAGAGGAUGACGUUCUCUUAAUUUUACAAUCUUUAUUAAACUUCUGCCAUUGCUGGUGUUUUUCUUUUCGUUUUCUGUCAGCCAUAUUGUAAAGUUUAGCGUGGUUUGUUAUUAGUCAUUUCUCAAAACAUCAAAACAUCGGCAUUAUAAGUCAUGUCUCAAAAUAUCAAAACAUUGGCAGCGAUGGGCUAAGCAACGAAAUGAAUUCAAUUUAAUUUGAAAAGCAAAGUCGAUUUCAAAAGCAAAAUCGAUUUAAAAUUAAAUUGAUAACGCGUGUGGCAGCGAUGGGCCAAUAUCAAAAUUGAAUUCAUUUUGAUUUUGUUUACAAAGCGAUUCGAUUUAUUUUGAUUAUCAUAUGAAGGUGAAUUGAGUGUCAAUAUGAAAAUAAAGUAAUAACAAAAACGCGAUGGCAGCCAUGGGCCACCAUACUCGUGUUAAAAUUUUGUACCCCCUUUUCCCACAGAAUGAUAAAAGUAAAGAGCGCAUUACAAAAUUACACUUUUAGCAGUAUUCCGAAAGAUAUGUAAUACAUCGAGUUGUGCAACCCGCAGAAGUUGGUCCUAACGUUAACGA